CCCUGGAUGGUGCUCGGGCAUAAUUUUGAGCGAGAGCUCAAGUUGAAAUGCUAUAUGUCGCGCUCGCCAGGACCCCGCCAACUUAGCCUGAAGCUAUUUUGAUGACAUCUAUACGAGAAUUAAUGUCGACGGCAAUAGAUUCAGGCCCCAAACAGCGCAUAUGCGAGAUAUGGGCUUCGGUCAAUUUCGCGACUUGAGCCCCGAUAAGCAUAAUUUGGACCUUUGCCGACCACUUCUGGCUGAUGAUGAUGUUGGUUAUGUACCUACAGAAAGGCGGCGUCUAAUCCGUGCGGUAGGAUUUGCCCCGGGGCAACGUCCAACGUGCGGGUUUGGCUGGGACAAGGGGGGUCAGCUUUGUACAGCUGGAAAAAGGGCUGAGCCCCCGCGGGAUGCUUGGGGCCGGCGACUCCAGCGAGCCGAUCAGCACAUAAUAGCCCCCUGUUAGCCUCCAAGCCACUGCACAAGGCACGGAACUGUGGUUAGGGACAUCCGUGACGGAGCCAGGGCGGGGAGCCAGCAUGCGCGUGGGGCCCAAGCGUGCCUUGCCAAUGCGCAAUGGGGUUUGCCGCGUUCAUCUUGUUCACUUUCUUCAACACUAGCUUAAUUUCACCAUAUAUACCUACAAUGCCAGGAUUGCUGGACCGCCGGCUCGCGGGGCUUGACCUCCGAGAGCUGUAUGCUGACCUGUACCAACCGGACAUUAUUCAUGAAGCAGCCUCAAGCCCUGACGUCAAGGGCAGGCGAGUGUUGGCGAUAUUAGUGGCAGCGAAGGCGCCGCCCGAGGAGCUGCUCGCGCCGCCUUUUCUGGCGGCCGUUGGCCUCCGCGGCUGCCACGCUAGGGCUUUUGCCGCGGCUGGAGCGGUUGCCGCACAGGCGCAGGAGUGGGCGGGCGCGGGCGCGGGCGCGGGCGCCGCGCUGUGCUGUGAGGCCAACAUAAAGGCGGCGGUGGUGGCCACCGCCGCGAUGGCCCGUAUGGACGCCAACCCGGACGAGGAGGUGCCUGUGAUGGAUCAGCUGGUGUCUGCAGAGCUGCUCACGGCGCUCUGCCACCUGGGCGGCGCUGAUCUCAGCACGCCGGUGGCAGUGCUGUGGGAGUGUGAGGACGCCUUCGACUUUGCCGGCCAUGAUGACUGCACAAGCAUGUUUGACUUCACCUUCGGCCCCCCGGCGCUGGCGCACCAGCUGCCGCUGGGGUCCUGGAUUGCCAUCGCGGCGGCCCGGAUGGGCCUGCCGCACCUGCUGUGGGCGGCACUGACAUGGGCGCACACGUGGGACGACAGCGUUGCGGGGGUGGACUGGGGGCCGGACCCAGGCAUCGGUGGGGACCUGGUCGGACAGCAGGCACAGGAUGAGUUUGAGGCCUACAUGCGCAAAGUCCACCGCAUCCGCCAGAACAGCGUCCUGGGCCUCGCUCUCUGGCGCCAGGCUGUCAUCGCCAGGCCCGCCAACAUAGAGAGCGAAGUGUGGGCAGCUGGGCUGUGCGGCCGCAUGCUCAUGUACAUGCGGCCGCCGCUGGGCUGCGCCGCUGGCCGGGCGCUGGCCAUGACUGUAAUUCAUCAACCUCAGGCGCUGCAGCAAGAGCAGGAGUUCAUGUCCAGCCUAGCGCUCAGCCUGCGCUCUGGGGUGGCCCGCCUGCAGCAGCUGCGUGCGAACGGCGUGCAGAACCUCACGCAGCAGCGCUGGGAGCCCAAGGCGCACGUGGUAAAUUCCACAGCGCUCCUGAUGCUGCGGUCUCUGCGCACCGGGCUGUGGCAGUUUCAUCAGCGACUGAACGAGCAGCAGGUGACGCGGCUGCUGGGUGUGGUCAGUGCCGGCGGAACCCCGGCGGUGCAGGAGGGCGCGCGCGCCGAUGCCCUGGCUGCGGCGCGGCAGGCUGCAGCAGCAGUGCCCGAGGGCCUGAUCGCCACUGCCGCCCGUGCUUGUGCAAGUGCCGCACUGGAGUAUGGUGGGGAGAUGGCGGGCGCUGCGGGCUGGGCACUCCGCCGCCGCCGCUGCGCUGAGGCCGCGGGAUCAGCUGGAGGGGCCGCGCGUGCAGUUCGGGAGGUGCUGGCGGGCGCGGCGGUGGAACCCCUGGCUUGCGCACUUGCGGAGGCCUUGAUAGAGCAGCGGUUUGCUCGCAUGGCCAUGACCGCUGCAGCAGAGGCCUUUGGAAGCACGGCACCUGCCAUGGCGGCCGUGUCAGCUGCCAUCAACCUCGGCCUACACGCUUCCACCUUCAGCUGCGCCUGCAGCCUCCUGCUCACACAGCCCUUGCCGCCCUUGAUUCUCUGAGCGAGACAGUACCUUGAUCUAUC
Molecule: messenger RNA, 2294 nt
Organism: Chlamydomonas reinhardtii
Lineage: Eukaryota; Viridiplantae; Chlorophyta; Chlorophyceae; Chlamydomonadales; Chlamydomonadaceae
Exons: 3
Coding region: 625-2271 (548 amino acids)
Source: RefSeq, a predicted model, not a curated record